AUGGGAAAAUGGUCGGAGUUGCCACCGGAGAUUCUCCACUUGAUCUCCCUAAAAAUCGAUAAUCCCUUUGAUCUUAUCCACUUCCGGUCAGUUUGUUCCUUUUGGCGAUCAUCUAGUCUUCUCAAAUUCAGACACACAACAUCACUUAGAUGUCCUCUUCCCCUUGACUCCGGCGGUUGUGGUGAUGAUUGUCAUAUCUUGAGCAGCCGUGUUUACCUUCUUAAGUCUCAUAAUCACGACCGUCCUCGGUAUUGGUUGUUUAAGCUGCAAGUAAAAGAGGAUGGAGAAGUUGUUCUACAUAGUUUGUUCUUAAGAAGAAACUCCUCUGUGUACGGAUGCUUGUAUCCAACUCUGUCACUUGAUUUGCUUAAUUGUCAAAUCGUUGAGCUAGCGCAAGAACAUGUGGCUUGUUACAGCGAUUGGUAUGAACUAUUCGAAUGCGUUUCAAAAUGUGAAGAACGUAUCGGCUUUAUGGGGUUAACCACAGAGAACAACGAAUUUAUGAUUCUAGGGAAACUCUCAUUCAAUGGUCUCGCAAUGUAUAAGUCAGUCGAUAAGUGUUGGACUGAGCUUGAGAUAACACCCGAUUCGUGUUUUGAAGGGAUCGUUCCGUUUAAAGGUAAGUUUUACGCCAUAGAUCGCAACGGAGGAACAACAGUUGUAGAACCAACUCUACAAGUGAAUACAUUUCAGCGGUCCAGACCUUGUGAUAAGACAAGAAAACGUUGGCUUGUAAUGUCAGGGGACAAACUCAUACUCGUAGAGAUGUGCACAAAGAGCAGAUACAAUUUUCACAUACCAAACAUCCGUGAGAAAAAAAUAUGGUUCGAAAUAUCAGAGUUAAACGAGGAGAGAAACGAUUGGGAUCAAGUGGAAGAUAUAGAUGGUCGCGUCUUGUUCUUAGAACACUAUUGCACUUUCUCAUGCUUGGCUACUGAGAUUCCAGGCUUUAGGGCAAACUCUAUAAUCUUCAUGGACUUGUGGGGAGGAUCUGACUCGUAUGAACAUGAAAGCAUUCUCGUGUUUGAAUUCAAUGAGCAUGGCGUAAGAUCUUUAAGAGAUAUACCAGAGUAUAUAGAGCUGUUUCCAUAUCCCCCUGGUUGGGUAAUCUCCAACUAAUGAUCAUAUCUUGAUCAGUUUAUUCUAUGUAACGAAGUUUUUUUUCUUUCUUCUGUUGUUAAUUGUGAACAAAGGCUGGCUAUAUCUAUAUUGUAAUUGCCCUUCGAUAUGUUACUUGUAAAAGUAGAAUAAAACAAUCAUCUUGACAUAUAAUAAGAUGAUGGUUGACAAACA
Molecule: messenger RNA, 1293 nt
Organism: Capsella rubella
Lineage: Eukaryota; Viridiplantae; Streptophyta; Magnoliopsida; Brassicales; Brassicaceae
Product: putative F-box/kelch-repeat protein At5g24040
Exons: 3
Coding region: 1-1119 (372 amino acids)
Source: RefSeq, a predicted model, not a curated record